AUGGUUGUCUUUGCAUGCGGAGGUGCAUUGGUGGAGAAGACAUCUCAACAAGCGUUUGAUCAAUUUGAUUUGCCUACAAAUAAUAAUCAACAAUGGGGUAGUGAGCGGACAAAGAAGGUAGGAGUUUAUGAAGUUGACACGAACUCAUCCAAUGGAACUUUGUCCACCUUCACCACAUCAAGCCUUGAGAAAAAACUUGAAACUCUUAUGCGUGCUGUUAUUCCACCUUCACCACAUCAAGUUUGCACCAUUUGUUCUGACCCAACUCAUCCAAUGGAACUUUGUCCAUCUACUACGCAAGGUUUUGAGCAAGUUCACCAAGUAAAUUCGUUUCAACGACCUCGGAAUGAUCCAUAUUCGAACACCUAUAAUCCAAGGUGGCGUAACCACUCAAAUUUCUCAUGGAGCAACCAGCAACAACAAGCUAGUUCUAGCCAUCCCUUCCAGCAGCAAAUGCAGCCCUCAAGUGAGCCUAAGAAACCUACGUUGGAGGACUUAAUUGCUCAGUUUGUACAGACUUCUCAACAAAAUUAG
Messenger RNA from Prunus armeniaca (apricot), 534 nucleotides. Lineage: Eukaryota; Viridiplantae; Streptophyta; Magnoliopsida; Rosales; Rosaceae. The record is from the annotation of a GenBank genome assembly.